AUGGAGAGGAAAAGAAGUUAUCAUGGUUUACUUACCAUGUUAACAUUGCUGGCUUUGCUUUCUCAGCACCUUGUCAUUCCUGUAAUAUCCACCACUGUUGAAGGCCACAAUAAGGCUCCCAAAAAGGGUGUAUCCACCUCUCUAUGCUCACACCAUGGUCACCAUUCUCAUCAUCAUGGCUCUGGAUGUGGAAGCUCAACACCCUCUCAUGGAGGUAGUGGAAGCUCUGGGGGUGGUGGAAGCUACAACCCAACCCCAUCACCACCUUCAGGUGGUGGAAGCUACAAUCCAAGCCCCUCAUCACCCUCAGGUGGUGGAAGCUGCAGCCCAAGCCCUUCACCACCCUCUGGUAGUGGAAGCGGAAGUGGAAGUUAUAAUCCAACCCCAUCACCACCCUCAGGUGGCAAUUGUGGAUCACCACCAGAGGGAUCAUCUCCAACAACACCAUCAAACCCUCCCUCAGGAGGUGGUGGCUACUAUGGAUCACCACCUGAUGAACCUUCUCCAUCAACACCCUCAACUCCAGAUACACCAUCAAGCCCUCCCUCAGGUGGUGGUGGAAGCUACAAUCCAACCCCGUCACCGCCCUCAGGUGGUGGUGGAAGCUACAAUCCAACCCCAUCACCACCCUCAGGUAGUGGUAGUGGAAGUUAUAAUCCAACGCCAUCGCCACCCUCAGGUGGCAAUUGUGGAUCACCACCUGAAGGAUCAUCUCCAACAACACCCGCUACUCCAGAAACACCCUUAUCUCCAGAUGCACCAUCAAACCCUCCCUCAGGAGGUGGUGGCUACUAUGGAUCACCACCUGAUGAACCUUCUCCAACAACACCCACUACUCCAGAAACACCUUUAUCUCCAGAUGCACCAUCAAGCCCUCCCUCAGGUGGUGGUGGCUACUAUGGAUCACCACCACAAGAACCUUCUACUCCAACGCCCUUAACUCCAGAUGCACCAUCAAACCCUCCCUCCGGAGGUGGUGGAUACUAUGGAUCACCACCACAGGAACCUUCUACUCCAACACCUUUAACUCCAGAUGCACCAUCAAACCCACCCUCAGGUGGUGGUUACUAUAACUCCCCACCAACUUAUGGAGGCUCUCCACCAACUUAUGGAGGAAAUAGCCCUCCAACACCAAUUGAUCCAGGAACCAAUCCAACCCCACCCUACAUUCCUUCCCCAUCUCCCUUCACGGGUACAUGCAACUACUGGAGAACUCACCCAGGAAUCAUCUGGGGAUUGCUUGGCUGGUGGGGCUCCUUAGGGAAUGCAUUCGGUGUCACCAGCAUGCCGGGGCUUGGUACAGGUCUGAGCUUGCCACAGGCACUUUCCAACACAAGAACUGAUGGGUUUGGAGCACUCUACAGAGAAGGGACAGCUUCUUUCCUCAACUCCUUGGUGAACAACAAGUUCCCUUACACAACAGCACAAGUCAGAGACAGAUUUGCAGCAUCACUUGUCUCAAACAAGGCAGCAGAAGCACAAGCCAACCUAUUCAGGAUGGCCAAUGAGGGGAAAAUGAAGCCUCGGACAUGAUAUAAUUAACUUGGUUUGUGUGUUAGUAGUUUAUGGAGUUAAGAGCAUUAUUAUAUCUAAAGUUUCUGUUAAGAGUGUGUUAUUUAGGUACUUAUCAAUUAUCAUGUGUGAAUUUACCUUAAGAUGGAUGAUA
Arachis stenosperma is the source of this 1666-nucleotide messenger RNA. Its product is annotated as protodermal factor 1-like. The coding region runs from base 1 to 1533 and encodes 510 amino acids. The record is from RefSeq and is a predicted model, not a curated record. The transcript has 3 exons. NCBI's taxonomy places the organism in Eukaryota, Viridiplantae, Streptophyta, Magnoliopsida, Fabales, Fabaceae.